Molecule: messenger RNA, 1521 nt
Organism: Penicillium nucicola
Lineage: Eukaryota; Fungi; Ascomycota; Eurotiomycetes; Eurotiales; Aspergillaceae
Product: ferritin-like domain-containing protein
Exons: 2
Coding region: 1-1521 (506 amino acids)
Source: RefSeq, a predicted model, not a curated record
AUGGUUUACAAAAGUGUGCUUGUGUUAGCCCUAAUGGGGUCGCUCCCAUUUGUGACUGCAUCUCCGAAGAAACACCACAACGAAGAUCACAAACACUCAAAGACAUCUUCCACCUCCUCGUCCCAUUUGUCUUCAAUUUCAGUACCACCAUUACAAAGCUAUCACACUUCGAAUGCCCAUACACCUUUCAUGGGAACACCUUGUACCACUGGUGCCCUUACAGCCUCAUCAGUCGGAACUGGUAUAUCGAGCGGCGGCGUGAUGCCGGAAGCAACAAGCUACCCAGCUGAUGGAUUGCUACACCAUGCCGAGCCAGCUGCAUACUAUCCUGCAGGUGGUGUGGGCACGAACGGAAGUAUCCCUGUUUAUAAUACGAAGAGUGAUUUCGACUUUGAGUCGUUGGCCCUUGCUUUGUAUCAGGAGUGGAUCGAACUUGACUUGUUCCAAUAUGCGCUCCGUCGCUUUUCAAAGGAAGACUUCAAAUCCGCCGGGUUGACCGAUGCAGAUCGCGAAUUGAUUGCAUUCAUGGCACAGCAAGAAAUCGGGCAUGCAACUAUGCUCAGCAACAUUUUGGGGACCCAUGCACCCCAACAAUGCUCCUAUGUCUACCCUUUCACCAAUGUCCAGCAAUUCAUCGAUUUUGCGCAGAAGCUUACCCGCUUCGGCGAAGCUGGCGUUUACGGAUUCUUGGCUCAUCUCGACUCGCGCGAGGCGGCGACGUUGCUGACCCAAUCUAUCGCCACCGAGGCACGGCAACAAUUGAUCUUUCAUCAAUUUGAAGGACUGUUUUCUAUGGUUGAAUGGUUUGAAGUCGGUAUACCCCAGUCUUGGGCGUGGACAUUAUUGGCGCCUUUCAUCAGCUCGUGUCCCGAGAAUCAAACCCGGUUGAUAUGGCAGAACUUCCCGGCAUUGACAAUUGUCAAUCAACCCAAUCCAUACGAUAUAGCAAAUUCCACUUUGGGAUUGAAUGAGACUGGUGGAUUCAAUCAGACUGGUGGUACUGGUCACCUUCCAGACUUGAACAACACAUCUGGUAUAGACCAUACCCGCGAGUCAGAAGCCAGCUAUUCAAAACCACACGAUAAUUCUCGAAAGCACAAAAAUUCAAGUUCGGGCAAUUCCUCAAGCUCCAGCUCGAAAUGUGGGGUCUCUGUGAGCAAGCUUCGACCAAAACCGCUCUCAUUCCCCGGUCGUAAUGUGGUUUUGCAGUGGGAUACCCCUGGCAAGAAAAUCGGUCCGAAUGAUAGCUACGUUACAACCAAGCAGGCUGGUUUGGCAAAGUACGUGGUCUGGGUCUCUCAGCUCAAUAUCACUUAUACGCCAUUGCAUGUUGACAAUACUUCCAACAGUACACGUGGUUGGACUUCUCAGCCUGGGCUGGAAACCUAUCAAGGAGAUCCUGCUUUCAACGGAACUAUAUUCAUUGCGGUCACUGAUAGUGAUCCAUACCUCAGUCCGUUUAACUUGAGUUUGAUUAACAGUCAUGUCGUUGCUGGUCCUGCUUUAUACCAGGCGGGUUGA